AUGUCGGCGGGGGGACGGCGCCACGUUCAGGAUUGCGGAAGCGGCAACCCUGUUGCACCGGCACCACCGGAGGAGUCGCAUACACGGCGACAAGUCCCCAAGCAUGCCGCCCCGCACCUCGACAACGAUGCGCAGGCGACACGGGCGGAAGAGGUGCCGCCGCGGCCCUCGCGACAGCGGUGUCGGCCGCCCCCGUUUGAGAAACGCGCCGCUAGUGAGCCGCGGCCGCGGAUGACAGCCACCCCGCUAAGGCAGAGUCACCUCUCGCUGGGCUCGCUGACACCGGCAGAGGAGACGCCGAGGGAGCGGCCGGUGCCGCCGCCCAUGGUGAAGAAGCCACUGCGUUCGGGCCGGCGGCACACGCCAGCACCGCGUUCUGCGAGCGUGGACGAUAGGCAUAUUGGCAUCAAGAUGGUGCUUCCACCACACCACUGGAAUAGCGUCACAGAGCGACGCGAGGCUCUUAUGAGUUAUGGCAUCGAUGCGUACGAACCUCGGGAUGUUCUGCAUAGAAACCAGAGUAACUGGAGCAUAGGUUAUGGCUCAUCAACACCAAAAACCAAGACGUUGGUCAACUCCACUGAAGGCAAUGGAAAUGGAAGUGAAGAAAAGCUGAAGCUUGUUACUUCGCCAAACAAGCUGAUCCAGAGAAGCAGAAGAAAUAGUUCCACGCCAAGACGACGGGAAUACGACAUUAUCUCCUGGAUGCCGCUGUAG
Trypanosoma grayi is the source of this 717-nucleotide messenger RNA. RefSeq lists its product as hypothetical. Lineage: Eukaryota; Euglenozoa; Kinetoplastea; Trypanosomatida; Trypanosomatidae. The coding region runs from base 1 to 717 and encodes 238 amino acids. The transcript has a single exon. The record is from RefSeq and is a predicted model, not a curated record.